GACCUCUUAUGCUUUAUGUUCUGUUAAUUCCUACCUUAUACUAUAACUUUCAUUAUUCAUCAAUAAUUCUAAUUCCUCCUUCGUCUUUUUAUAUUAUAGUGUUUCAUAUAAAUACUCCCUCUCGCCCUACUCAUCCUUCAUAACAUUCCUCUCUUCUUCAUUUUCAAGUUUCAUUUUCUAAUAACCAGUGAUUGUAAAAAUGGGAGAAGAAGUUAAACCAGAGGCAAAGGAGGCAGUCUCUGCUCCAGAGGCCGUCCCUGAGCCCGCCUCUGCGGAGGAGGAGAAGAAAGAUGUGGCGGAGGAUAAGCAAGGGGCAGGUGAGGAGGAGAAACCAUCGGUGGAGGAGGAGCCGCAGCCGCCACCACCGCCUCCGCCGUUCAUUCUCUACGUCGACUUGCAUUGUGUAGGAUGUGCUAAGAAGAUCCAAAGAUCUAUACUAAAAAUUAGAGGUGUAGAAGAAGUGGUGAUGGACAUGAAUGAGAACCAAGUGACGAUAAAAGGAGUGUUGGAUCCACAAGCAGUGUGCAACAAAAUCAAGAAGAAGACUAAAAGAAUGGCCAAAGUCCUCUCGCCACUUCCGGGUGCCGAGGGAGAACCGCUGCCACCGGUCAUUACCUCUCAAGUCUCCGGCCUCACCACUGUCGAGCUCAACGUCAACAUGCACUGUCAAGCUUGUGCUGACCAGCUAAAGAAAAAGAUUCUCAAAAUGAGAGGGGUCCAAACAACUGAGACGGAGCACACCACCGGAAAAGUAAUAGUGACCGGGACCAUGGAUGAAGAGAAACUUGUGGACUACGUCUACCGUCGGACCAAAAAGCAGGCCCGAAUCGUACCCCAACCCGACCCGGAACCUGAAAAACCUGCCGAAGAGGAAGAAAAGAAGGAGGAGAGCGGUGAAGGCGGUGAGGAACCCUCGGAAACAGGAGGGGAGAAAGAGGAGGGAGAUGAAAAAGAAGAGGACGGUGGCGGAGAAGAGACGGAGGAGAUGGCUGCGGUGGAAGAAGAAGGGAUGAAGAGGAUGAUGUAUUAUUAUCAGCCUUCAUACGUCAUCGAAAGGGUUCCUCCACCGCAGCUUUUCAGCGACGAGAACCCUAACGCUUGUUGCAUUUCUUAAUUCGUUUCGUAUUGUAUACGGAAUAUAUAUAUAAUUAGGUGAACUGAUCACGUAAAAAAAAAAAAAAUAGGUAAGAAAAUGUAAACUAAACUUAUUUGAAAGCCUUUAAGCAAAAUAAAAAGAAAAUGUAAACUAUAUAAAUUUUAUAAAUGGUGGUUGGU
Molecule: messenger RNA, 1275 nt
Organism: Eruca vesicaria subsp. sativa (arugula)
Lineage: Eukaryota; Viridiplantae; Streptophyta; Magnoliopsida; Brassicales; Brassicaceae
Source: the annotation of a GenBank genome assembly